AUGGCGGCCACCAUGCAGGAAAGCAGCGAGCGAUUGGUAGAGUCGCCAGAUGAUGACAGUAUUCCUGGCGUAAAGGGCGCCAGUGGCUCUGGCUUCUCCGCGCUGUGGGACUUUCCAGCGAGGUCGUACGCCAAAUAUUUUGAUGAGGAAGAAACGAAACAGUUCCGACAGUGCUCGUCGUGUCUGAUGUUGCAGUGGGUGCUGAACGUUCUCUGCAACGUCGGAAACUUCGCCCUGGCUCUAGCCAUCACGCUGCAUCCAAAAUGUCUUGACGGACGGUUCAGCUGGAGCACGGUGCACACAAGCAUUAAUUUGCUUGUCCUGACGGUCAGUAUGUCGCUUGGUAUUGCUGGUCUGCGGCACGGUUCUCCAUCGAAACUCUUUCAAGCAUGUGCAGGGCAUCUCCUCCUCAGCGCUUACGAGCUGCUGCUCUUCGCUCGAGACCUCUGCAUCAUAUCGUUCUCUACGGAGCGCGACCAGAUUUAUGUCUACUUCCGCGGUGGAGAAUCUCACCGUGCUCUUUUCACCGGUGUCUGCGCAACAGCGGGCGUCUCCUGUCUACUUUCUAUCGUCAACGCGUACAAGCUCCGCAAGCUCACGACGCUCCUGCAUAAAGCACUUCCUGAAGACGGGACGUACAGCCACGCGUAA
This is a messenger RNA of Besnoitia besnoiti, 651 nucleotides long. RefSeq lists its product as uncharacterized. Lineage: Eukaryota; Apicomplexa; Conoidasida; Eucoccidiorida; Sarcocystidae. The record is from RefSeq and is a predicted model, not a curated record. The coding region runs from base 1 to 651 and encodes 216 amino acids. The transcript is spliced from 2 exons.